AAUUUCAAAAAUGGAUCAAAUCAAAUGAAUUGGAAUCAUAUUGCUCAAGUAAGAAUUCAACCCACAAAAACCUGAUAUUUCCCUCCUAAAACCCUCUUCUUCUUCUUCUUCUUCUUCUUCAACAAAACCCCCAAAAAUCUCUCUCCUCUUCCACAAUUCCACACAACAAUGUCUGCAACAAACGACACUUCUCAAUCCUUCAUUCCGUACACCCUCAAACAAACCCUAACUCCCCACAAACGCGCUAUCUCCUCCCUCAAAUUCUCCUCCGACGGCCGUUUCCUCGCCACUUCCUCCGCCGACAAAACCGCCAUCAUCCACUCCCUCUCCUCCUCCACCUCCGACGACCCACCUUUCUCUCUCCACCAGCAGUUUAACGGCCACGAACAAGGCAUUUCCGACGUCGCCUUCUCCUCCGACUCUCGCCUCCUCGCCACCGCCUCCGAUGAUAAAACCGUCAAACUAUGGGAUGUAUCCACCGGUCAGCUCAUUAAAACCCUUAUUGGCCAUACUAAUUACGUCUUUUGCCUCAAUUUUAACCCCCAAUCGAAUUUGAUUGUUUCUGGGUCUUUUGAUGAGACUGUUAGGGUUUGGGAUGUUAAGAGUGGGAAAUGCUUGAAGGUUUUACCAGCUCAUUCGGACCCUGUCACUGCUGUUGACAUUAAUCGGGAAGGUUCCAUGAUCGUUUCCAGUAGUUAUGAUGGAUUGUGUAGGGUUUGGGAUACUAAUACUGGUCACUGUAUGAAGACUUUGAUUGAUGAUGAGAAUCCUCCUGUGUCGUUCGUUAAGUUUUCGCCGAAUGGGAAGUAUAUUCUUGUGGGCACAUUGGAUAAUAAUCUGAGGCUGUGGAAUUUCCAGAACGGGAAGUUUCUGAAGACAUACACAGGACAUGUAAAUUCAAAAUACUGCAUUUCAGCGGCAUUUUCCAUAUCAAACGGAAAAUACAUUGUUAGUGGUUCGGAGGAUAAUUGUGUUUACUUAUGGGAACUUCAGUCAAGAAAAGUUGUCCAAAAACUAGAAGGUCAUACCGACACCGUCAUAACAGUUGCUUGUCACCCUACCGAGAACAUGAUUGCAUCUGGUGCCCUCGGGAACGACAAGACAGUGAAGAUAUGGACUCAAGGCAAAGACUAAUUCUUUCUUGAUUUAUGUUGGCUUCUUCAAAGGGAUUGUUGAGGGUGGCUGUAUGUACUUGUAGGCUUGUAGCUUAGUGUUUAGAUCUAGUUGUAACAUGGCACGGCAGUUGUUUGUGCCGCCGUCGGGAGUUUUAAACUGUCCAAUACUUUUUCUUAUGUGAAGGAAUUACUUCAUGACUGGACAAUACAUAUGAUGAGUAAUUUUGCUUUGAAAAAAAAAAUUACAGGAGUAUUAUUUUGUAGA
Spinacia oleracea (spinach) is the source of this 1380-nucleotide messenger RNA. Its product is annotated as COMPASS-like H3K4 histone methylase component WDR5A. The record is from RefSeq and is a predicted model, not a curated record. The transcript has 2 exons. Gene Ontology annotation, molecular function: protein binding. The coding region runs from base 169 to 1134 and encodes 321 amino acids. Lineage: Eukaryota; Viridiplantae; Streptophyta; Magnoliopsida; Caryophyllales; Amaranthaceae.